GCCAUAUCUCAAGCCCUUGACACAAAUUUAUGCAGACUGUCUAGAAUAAUAUUGACCUAACCUGUGGCAUAUCACUAUAAACCUGAACUAGAAACCAGUGACAGUCUGCUAAGCCUGCGGGAAGCUACAUUAAAUAGAGCAUCUGCCUUAACAGGAGUGGCCAGCCCAGUACAGAACAGAGCAAUGAAGGAGGUGAACCUUCAGCGAAUAAGAGAUCAAGCUCAGGCACUUCAAGGGGAAUUGGUGAACAAAUUGAACUCGGAACUGAAUGAGUUGUUUGACACCUUCAUCACAGAAGUGGAGCAGAUAGAACAGAAUGGUCUGGCAGGCAAUUGGCAGAAGUCCUCCAGUAUGAGCACAUAUGCAAAUCACAAGCAUUUUAAAAAUGAGAAAGAAUGUAAACAGAAGAUUAAAGAAGGCCAUUUGCCAGAUAAAGUUUAUGUCACACGAAGAUCUGUCUUAACGGAGUUAUUGGAAAUCAACCACAUCAGAACAAUCUAUCACAUCUUUGUCGCCAUUCUCAUAGUGUUCAGCCUCAACACUGUAGUUUAUGACAUCAUUGAAAAAGGAAGUGAAACUGGAUCUUACAGCCUGUCAUUGUCUCGUAUUGGCCUUAGUUUUGAUCUCAUAUCCUGGGCGUUUGGGCAGUACCCUAAGGUGAUGGCUCUGUGGGUAGUGAUGCAUCUUACCACGUUGCUGUUGGUCUACCCACUCUUUUAUUUCUGGUCCACAAGAAGAAAGCCAGGCAGAGUCCGUGUGCAGGACUACAUUUGGCUGUCUGCGUUUGUCAUCUAUCAAGUAGCAUUCCUGGUGUUACCUGUGACAUUUGUGUUUGAGAACCACCUACCACCAGCAUCAGCCGUUAUUGUGGUCACGGAGCAGCUUCGCCUGGUGAUGAAGGUCCAUGCUUUCGUACGAGAAAACAUACCAAAGGCACUUCGCUAUAAACACGGCAAAGAUGAAGAUAAUGCUGAAAACAAAGAUGGACCAUGUCCAGAUUUCUCCAAAUAUUUAUAUUUUUUGUUUGCCCCAUGUCUUGUAUAUAGAGAUUCUUAUCCAAGGACAAAAACGAUUCGUUGGAAUUAUGUGGUGUCCAAUUUUGCUCAGGUGCUAGCCUGUCUAUUUUACACGUAUUAUAUUUUUGAGAGAUUUAUUGUUCCGGUGUUUCGGAACUUCAAUGAGGAUCAUGUGACCCCGAAGCGCAUGUUGCUGUCCGUGUUCGGCUGUAUGCUGCCGGGAACACUCUGCCUGUUUAUAGCUUUUUUUGCAAUAUUACACUCCUGGUUGAAUGCAUUUUCUGAAAUGUUGCGUUUUGGAGACAGACUCUUUUAUAAGGAUUGGUGGAAUUCAACCACUUUUGCAAACUAUUACCGAACCUGGAAUGUUGUGGUCCAUGAUUGGCUGUACAGCUACAUCUACAAAGAUUUUUAUUACUUGUUUGGACCACGGUACCGAGCCUUGGCCAUGGGCAUGGUCUUCUUCAUCUCAGCGGUCUUCCACGAGUUCAUCCUGUCCGUGUCCAUGGGCUUCUUUUACCCAGUCCUGUAUGUGAUGUUUGCUGGUGCAGGAUUUGGUUUUAUUUUCCUGACAGACAAAGGUGUUAGUCGCAGUUGGAACGUCUUUCUGUGGGUAGCGCUGUUUAUUGGGGACGGGGUGCUGAUGUGUACAUACAGCAUGGAGUGGUACGCCAGACGCACCUGUCCCGUCGUCAAUGAACCGUUUUGGGAUUUCAUCAUUCCACGUUCAUGGACAUGCGAUUUCACUGCAAUCAAAUCAUAACCUUUACUCCAUUCAGAAAUUCAUAUAUAUGUAAUUAAAAAAGUCACACAUAUAAAACAGUG
Messenger RNA from Liolophura sinensis, 1841 nucleotides. Its product is annotated as sterol O-acyltransferase 1-like. The transcript has 16 exons. Gene Ontology annotation, biological process: cholesterol metabolic process. Bases 184 to 1779 code for a protein of 531 amino acids. NCBI's taxonomy places the organism in Eukaryota, Metazoa, Mollusca, Polyplacophora, Chitonida, Chitonidae. The record is from RefSeq and is a predicted model, not a curated record. Gene Ontology annotation, cellular component: endoplasmic reticulum membrane.